CAGACGACAGAAGUACUUUGGAACUUGGAAGUACGACAGUAAGGUUCUGUUUUUUGAAAAUGGAGUUUCCAGAAAACAUUCCUGGAAACAUUUUGGAUGAAAUUGCCCUAGAAGGGCUCGAAGGAGUCACUAUUUCAACCCUCUGGAUUCGACUAACAAAGCGAAAGAGUUUCUCCCUCGCUUUAGAUGAACACUCAAAACGAUUCAUUUGGAAAAUCAUAUGCAAAAAUGAUUCAAUUGAAAUGUUUUGUUUGGAAGUUCCAAGACCACCAUUGAUAGACUACAAUCGAUAUGACAAUGUGGAUCCUGAACUUGAAAUCAUUUGUGAACCUGAAGCUCUUCCUGAAGACAUUUAUCCAGUUGCUGCAGUUGAGGAUAAAGCAAAUGGAAUAAGAGGAUCAUGUGCAACUUACCAUACAAGGCAAAAUAUAACUGCAGCGGCAAGAGGACUUACUUUGGAGGAAGCAAUUUCAAAACAUGGUGAACAACUUGUUUUAGUUGCUUGUCAAGCAUCUAGAAAUGUUGCCUUGGCUGGAGUCCAAACAGGUGUUUUAGAAACUCUUGCAAUCAAUUCUUACAUCAUGCUAGAAAGAAUUGGCAGAUCGCGAGAGCAUGGUGAUGUAACACAGGGGAGACAUGGGCUCAGUCGAUUAAACAUUCAGCCAAAGUCUGCUUUCUACUUCAGAAAGAGAUUACUAGCAGACGGUCUUAUUGUAAAACAGCCUAUUUCCAUGAGAAUCGGCAAUCGAAAUGUUUUAGGAACACUUCUUCAUAUAACACGAUUCUACAGCUUGAGACUACCCAAGUUGCUUGAUUUAAUUAAACGACUUAUUCAGAUUCUUAAAGAAGCUCCUCCUCAUUACAUGCUUGAUUACCAAACGAUAAGGACGAAGCUGAACACUUCUUGUCAACUUAAAAAAAUCCUCGCUGCUAGCGAAAUGCGGCAGUAUGCAGUAGUUGAGUCGGUACCGUAUCGAAGUUAUUAUCCAGAUGCGACGAUUAAAGAUUGGAAAAUGCGUAAUUGUGACAACGAGAAACAAGUGAAAAUUGUCCGGUUAAUCGACCCAAACAUCGAUCCCGAAGCGCUCUUUCAAGGUGACGAAGCUCCCCCGGAUGAUGGAUCUCUUUACAGUGAAGGUGAAGAAGAAGGUUCCUAUUCUGGAAUCUUAUCAAACGCUGUCGUUCAGAGACAUCAUCAUUCUAUUGCCCAACAAGCCUAUGCAUUUGUUGAAGCGAGCGGAUCCGAGGGCUUAACACAAGGAGCUUUAGCAGAACAACUUGGUCUUAGUCAGCUUGAUGCUCGUUCUACUAUACGCUCCCUUACUCGUCUUCUGAUGGUUGACUGUAUUGUGAAAGAAGUAAAGAAAACUCGAUUCUUUUUGUAUGUUGCUAAAAAUCAUUUUGGUUCCAACGCUAUCCGAGCGCAGUUUGAACAAGAGCAACAAAAGAUCAAAGGACUGAUGCAAGCCUCCAAUGAGGUUGGUAGUGACGCAAGUUCAUCGUCCUCCUUGCCUUUCUUUCCCUCUCCAAAUGUACAGUUAGAGAAAGAUGUUACUCUACGACACGAAGAGGUAGAAGAGGACGAUGGUCUAUUUCGUCCUAAUGUUCCACGAGGAAUUUUAGCUGAGGGAGAAACGAUCUCUGAUUUAACUCAUCGUAGCCUGAGACGAGUCAACAUUAUUCUCGAAGCCAUUCGCCAACAUUUGGUGAUUGAAGAAAUUGGCGUUUUACUCAGACUAAUUACAGCUGAAGAGGCUAAGGAAGGUGUAGAUGCCCGAAUGGAUCGUCGCUCACUUAAACGUUUACUUGCUCGUUUAUCCAAUGAAGGGCAGUUGAAGAAUAUGCGAAUCGUCCUUCGGUGUGGUGAUCGGGAACGCGCCCUUAAUUUCAUCUGUCAGCCUGGUAUUGAUCAAAACAACAGUGUGAUUCGCUCGGCAAUCGAUCAGGCAAAAAUGAAGCUCUUUUGCAUGUCUAAACACAAAUACAACCGUAAUACAGCGGCAAAGGCUGAAAAAACGCAAUCAAAAUCUGACAAGCUAGAAUUUAACGAUAACUCAGUUCCAUUGGAUCCAUCUCUAUGUGCCAGCGUCAAACAGGUCAAAGAACAAUUGCCUAAAGGACAAGUCCAGGGAUCAAAAAGUUUCCCUUUCAAGUUUGUUCACGGUACUAACAGCGGGAAAGUAUACGGAACUGAGCCUAAGUGCAUCCGUGCGAGAGAAAUCCACAAGCUUUUAUAUUAUCUUGUAUAUGGAUACGAUGGUGAGCUCAUAAGUGAUCAAGCUCAGGCAAGAGAAAUGCUGAGAACGCAAAAUCCUGUCCUAGACGGCCUUGAUGAUGAAAUGUUUGACGAUCUCCCCGAUAUUUAUAAGACUGAAUUAGGGUGGCAGACAUUCAUUGAACCCCUGCCAGAGCACCGUGGAUGGCCUUGUGGGUGGUCUUUUCUUUGCGACAUUUUUCUCCGUUUGCCUCUUUCAACUUUUCUGAAGGUGGUCAAUAUCACUUAUCAGAUUGAUGGGCUUGAAGCUUAUCUCAAACAUCCUAUCAAACAAUACGUGCUCCUUAAACAUCUCCCAAUGGAUCUGCGACAAGGACUCAUUUUCGCUCGGAAGUAUAUUUUCAGCGUUCACGAAGUCAUCACAAAUUUGGUUUAUCUCGGACUUGCUCAAUUUGGACCGCACAGCCUUAAGGAAAAGGACCAAGUUUUCAUUUACUUGAACCGGAAAACAACUUUAAUGGAUACGACUACCUCCAAUCCUGGAUAUCAUCACAUCACACGUGAAAUGGAAUACGAAAAGAAGACUUUUGUUUUUGACUCGAUGCUAGACGUUGAAAAAUAUUGGUACGAAGUCCAGACUAUUUGUUUCAACACUCUCUUGGGCAGUCUCAGUACUGUGGCCGGUCAAAGUAUAACACUUGAAAUGUUAAGAAAAAAACCAGCCAUGAUUGAAGCGAUGAGAAUGCGUGAACCCCACGAAGCUCCAUUACUAGAUACAGGUGAAGUGCCUGGAGAUCAUCUUGGUGCUGCAGGAUUUGAUUCGGCUUUCUUCGCCCAUUUGAAGAGGAAUUGGACUUACAACAAGUCAACAACGAUGAUCAACCGAUUGGAGAUGCAAGUUAAGAAAACGGGUAAUGGAAGUAAAACAGCCAAGUCACCGCAAACAAAAACGUCCAAUCCAUCCACUGCUCCGGGUCGGCUUGCUAGUUUGCGAGACAAUGCUGUUCGUUUUACUCAAUGUACUACACAAGACGGAACAAAUUUAACCAUUCCUGUGACUGUUGUCGAAAACGAAACCAAUCCCCGAAAUCUAAAGAGGAAGCGUAAUGAUAGCAAGAAUUCAACUCCAACUGUCCGUUGGUCAAAAGUUGGUCCCAAAAGAAGUAAAGUUUCAACAAAACCUGCAUCAAAGGUCCGAGUGGUUAAGCCUCGAAAGAAACGAGGCCCACGUCGUCCAUACUACGAUGAAAAGGACAGACAAGCUCUGCUUUUGAUGCGACGUUUGCGCGUAACCUGGUCAGCUAUGGAAGACAGCUUCCUACUUAUGUGUAAAGUUGCUGGUACUUACAUUCACGGAAGUCUUCGACAUAGUGUACCGUUCAUCGUUGUGAGAGAUUGCCUUCAUGAGACCUAUCCGGAAUCUCGCAAUAAGACCUCGAGGGCUUGCCAACGACGAGUUGCUUACAUGAUGCGAAAUCCUACGACAGAGUAUCAAGUCGUAAACGCAUAUCAGGAACUUGAGCAGGAUCCCGAAAUUGAGGUAGUUUCUGGAGGAGGGCCAAUCACUAAAGAAGAUCGUAAAAAUCACGGAGUUGAAAAAACCGAAGAACUGAUCAUUGCUCGGUUUCGGAAGCUGUUAGAGUACCUGAAACCCCGAUAUUCACAAGGAGGAAAUUCUAGCGCUAUUCCUGGUCUCAAACUGCCCAACACUAUUGAAGAAUUCCACCAGCAGUAUGAACUGACCUACUCGUUGGCAAACUUGCGACACCGCCGACCCAUCUCGGAGGUCAAUAAUGUAGUCGACGUAAACGUCAACGUUGUCUUCAAUGUUAUUCACAGUUCAAUGUGCACGACGGAAGACAAAGCGUCCUGGGGAUUCCAUCUAUUCAACAUUUACCAACAGUAUCCUGAUAAUUUAGUCCGAUCAACUCUCGCCAGAAUGAAAAACGACAUGAUGAUCGCGCAGAGAAAACGCGCAAUUUCUCUUAUCAGGAAUAAAAAAUUUUCCGAGAUGCCACUAAGUGCGGUGCCAUACAAAUUGUCCAUUACGUACAUUCACCUUUUCCUUUCCCGAUAUCAGUAUCCGGUGUUCCAUUGCUCCUACCAACGUCUACGAGCAAUCUUAGACGAAAAACAAAAAAUUCCUCCUGCAAGCCAAGACUGGCCUGGAGUUGAGGUUAGCCGAAUUCAUGAGGGAGGUAAUGCUGCUAUGGUAGUCUCACUAUUUGCUAUCGGUAUGGCUCGACUUCGCUUCGUCAUUCCAGAUCAAAUUAUUAUUUUUGAUCCGAAAUUGAAGGACCAUCCGGAAGAGUUUGACAACUUGAUUAAACGUUACAACAACUGGGUCAAAGAUGUUGAUACGGCAGCCCAAAAUGUUAACAAAGAAGACAGAUCGCAAAUACAGCGACGUCGACUAGGAAUGACGACAGCCGCUGCGACUAGUGCAAUCGCUGCAAUUCCGAAAUUGAUGAGCACGACUGAUGUCGCUGCCUCAGUAAGUCAUGAAGAAUUCGUUCAACCCACACUUCGCGAAACGUCAAUCAGUGCCUUUGAAACGAUAACUGGGGCGAGCAACGACCGAACUCAAAAUCAACUAAUAAUGCGCACAGCCUCGCGAAUCGGUCUUCACAUGUUGCGAGAAGAUAUCACGCAAGAUACCCAAUCGCAUAACAACCAAUCGACACCUCACAUUCAGCAGGAGCAUUUCGUUAUCAAUUCAUGCAAAGUGUAUGUCGACCUGAGUUUGCCGAAAUCGUCGUCUGAAGGCUGGCUGUUCAUCAGUCCUAAGAAGAAACAAGAAAUCAUUGAUACCAUUCCUACCACUGUACCCUUUUCUCACACUCUUCCGGAUCAAGCUUACGAACAACUGUACGAACGAAUGGAAUGCAGUGAAAGUGCUAAAGAUGAUGCAGCUACAAUAUUGCAGUUGAUCACUAGUAAGAAAGAAAUGGGGAUCAUUGCUUCAGAACUGCCACACAUAGUGGGUGACUUGGAUGAUCCAUCCUUCACAUUGGAACAACACAUGUCGUUGCUGACGGAGAGUCAAAUUGUGCAAAAAGUCGGUGUGGUCGCUCAACGUUUCGUUUCAAUUUAUCAUAUCGAUCCUUGGGUCAUCAAAUCGUUCCGAUUAUUGAGAAGUGGAAAGGAAAAACUAGAGCCCUUCAAUGAUGAUUAUAUUCCGAGUAGAAAAAACGAUGAAAAAUCUCAACCAGAAGAAAUCCAGAUGGUAGAGACAGCUCCUGAAACCAAACAAAAUCCUGAUGAAUCACAACGACAGAGUCAAACUGAGGAAACGGAUAACCAGUCGGAAGACAUUCAGAUUGAAGAAACACCUCCGGUUACUGCUGAUGGCACUGUUGCAGAAUCUGCAAAAGAGGCAGUUUCAGGCCGUCGUAAAAGAAAGGUCUCUACUUACUUUCCGCCUUCAAAAAAAUCUCAUACCGUCGAUAACUUGGGAACAAAGGAUCGGAUCGAUCUUUUAGUAAUGGUCAAACCUUGGGUCAAAAUUGACGGAGGUCUCAACCGUCGUGUCCUGGAUCGUUUGCUCGGAGGUUUUAAUAUCUUUUCUAUUUUUACAAAUAACUUUCCUUAUUUAAUAUCUUUACUUUUAGGAUUACUUUCUCAUGUGCUUUUAAAGCCGGGAUCUAAUAUUGGACAGUUGGCCGAACGUUUUCAUCCAGCCCUUCAGCCGUUUCAAACUAGAGAGUUGGUGGAGAUAUUAGAGAAAAUUGGAUGCGUAGAAUUUUAUGGCAUUAAGAAAACGGGCAAAGCUGGCCCCUUUGCAGCGCGGACCACACUUGAAAUUGUUGCUCUUGAUAGAUUUGCCCGUGAUCAAGACAUUUAUGUCGACCCUAAAACGGAAGCCAUCCUACGACUGGGUGAGUUCAUCGGCGACAAAAAGUACGAAAAAGAUUACAUCCCAAAAUGCAGUUGUCACAGCAACGCGGACAGCUAGAAGGUGAUAUUGUUUUUGGAAUUAAUGCGUUUCACUGAAAAUUACAAAUACUCUUGAAAUGAAAUUAAAAUAUUUCAACUUAAA
This is a messenger RNA of Daphnia pulex (common water flea), 6254 nucleotides long. Its product is annotated as general transcription factor 3C polypeptide 1-like. Gene Ontology annotation, cellular component: transcription factor TFIIIC complex. The coding region runs from base 60 to 6170 and encodes 2036 amino acids. Gene Ontology annotation, molecular function: DNA binding. The record is from RefSeq and is a predicted model, not a curated record. Gene Ontology annotation, biological process: transcription initiation at RNA polymerase III promoter; 5S class rRNA transcription by RNA polymerase III. NCBI's taxonomy places the organism in Eukaryota, Metazoa, Arthropoda, Branchiopoda, Diplostraca, Daphniidae. The transcript has 25 exons.